Molecule: messenger RNA, 1214 nt
Organism: Amphimedon queenslandica
Lineage: Eukaryota; Metazoa; Porifera; Demospongiae; Haplosclerida; Niphatidae
Product: vesicular integral-membrane protein VIP36-like
Exons: 10
Coding region: 27-1070 (347 amino acids)
Biological process (GO): endoplasmic reticulum to Golgi vesicle-mediated transport
Cellular component (GO): Golgi membrane; endoplasmic reticulum membrane; COPII-coated ER to Golgi transport vesicle
Molecular function (GO): D-mannose binding
Source: RefSeq, a predicted model, not a curated record
GUAGCCACUCCUCCUUUCUUUCUGUCAUGGAAGUCAUGCGACUCUUUCCUGCUCUCAUUCUAUUCUCUCUCCUUUCUCUCUCUCUCGCUAACAAGGACUGGGAUGAUCCAGAAAGGCUGGCAGAGGAAGAGGGGUAUUAUAAAAGAGAACACUCGCUCACACAGCCUUAUCAAGGAAGAGGAAUGGAUAUACCAUUCUGGGAGUUUGGAGGGUCCACUGUGGUUACUAAUGAUUACGUUCGUCUGACCCCAGACCGUCAGAGCAAGCAGGGAUCGCUCUGGAAUCACGUGCCAGUAGGUGUUCAUAAUUGGGAGAUACUCAUUCAUUUUCAUGUUCAUGGGGCAGGGAAGACGUUAUUUGGGGACGGUUUUGCCAUUUGGUACACAAAAGAAAGAAACGUAAUGGGACCAGUUUUUGGCAAUCAGGACUAUUUUGUUGGACUAGGUGUCUUCUUUGAUACAUACAGCAACCACAAUGGAGAACAUGCUCAUGAACAUCCUUACAUUUCUGCCAUGGUGAAUAACGGGAGUCUUCAUUAUGAUCAUGAUAGAGAUGGUACCCACAGUCAAAUGGCUGGUUGUCACGCUAAGUUUCGUAACUCUGAUGAAGACACUCUGGUUGCCAUUUCUUACAUCAACAGGCAACUAAUAUUGAUGACUAACAUCAAUGGUGGUCGCUCCUGGGAGCCUUGCUUUGUCAUAAAUGACGUUGACCUUCCCACUGGGUAUUACAUUGGGUUCACUGCUACCACUGGAGAUCUUGCUGACAAUCACGAUAUCAUUUCAGUGAAACUUUACGAUGUUGAGAGUCAAGACCCACCAACUCCUCCUAAAGCUAAUGCUGAGAAUACAGUCACUCAAGAACCUGAUUGGUCCACUGUAGUACCUCGUGCCGCCAGUCAAGAGCUUCCAAGACCUCAUGUGGAGGAUAGCAAGCCAUUCCUUAAGCCAUUCUGGUAUCGGUUCUUCUCUGUGACAAUGCUUGGGGUACUUAUUGUCGUCUUUGUUGGCGUGGUCGGAGGUGUCAUUUGGAAGAGACGGCACGAACGUAACAAGAAAAGAUUCUUUUAGUUGGUACCAUGCACACACUGACACUGUAUAAGCUUCACUCUCUCUCUCUCUCUCUCUCUGUUGCUUAAUCUGCUAUGAUGACUCUUUUGAUUUAAUUAUUAUUAUUUUUUGUUAAUAUUGAGAUUCAUUUUUAUAUUAAUGAAA